Molecule: messenger RNA, 468 nt
Organism: Lindgomyces ingoldianus
Lineage: Eukaryota; Fungi; Ascomycota; Dothideomycetes; Pleosporales; Lindgomycetaceae
Exons: 3
Coding region: 1-468 (155 amino acids)
Source: RefSeq, a predicted model, not a curated record
AUGCACACUCUGGCGUGGGGUUCUCCGCACGCUGAAACGCCCCUUGCGCCCGGUCAGUGGCAAUGCUCGAUGGCUCUCCAUAUCUGCCUUGACAGCACCGGGCACAUCGACAGUGGCCGUUCAAUUGCGAGGAAAACGAAUGCGCCAGACACAGCAUGUUAUGAUGCAAAAGUCCUAGCAAGAUCGUUAGUUAUUGAUGGUCGAAGCAAUACCGGCGACUCUGGGGAAAAUUCUGGGCAUGGGCAAAAGACGGCAGAUCUCGCGGAACGAGUGCGUCUCUUGGACACUUGGAAGACGAGCCUCUUGUCUUGCUACGCCGCUCUUCAGAGUUGGUCUCGCCGAUUAUGUUUCGCCCAACAGCGGUCACGAUUCGUGGAAGGGUUGCAGCGAACAUUUUGCACCGCCGUGAAAGUCAAUCAGUCAAAUGCGCGACGGAGCGAGUCACAGAGUUUCUCUCGGGAGUCCUAA